CACCGCUACUUAGUCGAUGAUUUACAAGUUUGUUUGAUUAGAGAUGAAAUACAAUGAUACAGGGCUGAUAAGAUUACCUUGUAUCACAUCAGUACGUGUUACAAUAUAGGCCAUAAUUAUGACCGGUUAAUUUCCAAUAAUUGAAAUAGCACGUGCUGAAUGAGGCAACCAUUCUAUUAAUAUGCAGGUCAAUCAGAUAUUUUUCGUGCUGCAGCUGAUCUCGGUCGCAGUUGCUACCCCAUUCUGUAUUCCCAACACCACUGUUACUCCAGCUCCUAAUGCUCCACCCUUUCCGAACUUGCCCGGAGUAUUUCAGACCCGAGUUGAGGCCACCAUUAUUGAUAAGAAAAUGACAGUGUCAGCCCAGGAAUACUUCAGCAGUCUAAAAGACAGAGCAACUCUGAUAAUGGCGUCAGAAGGCAACACGCCAGACACACUUGUAUAUGACUAUUCCAACGAUCAACUCUUCUACGUUCACGGUGGAAGAUGUCAAGUGAAUGAUUUAUUACACGACCCAAACAGCUUUUUAUUUGGAAAUAAAAUACAGAAUGGAGUUCCACAUACGUUUACUACCAACGGUGCUCUGCAUUUUAUGAAGACCUUUGGCCAGACAUAUAUGGGGAAAUCAGUCGUAAGAGGAAUAAAUGCCGAUCAUUGGAGAGCAUGUUUAUCAUGGCCGAAUCCUAAUGCUACGUUUUAUUUGGAUUAUUACUUUACGGCUAUGGAUUGGGUGAAUCCAGUUUCCUUCCAACAACUUCCGCUCCGUGCCGAAGCUACCGGGGUUCAGGUGGUACAAAACUCCACACAACGGAUGUUCCACCACAUUUAUGACUACUUUGAGUUCCGACUGGACUUAACUGUUGAUGAUACAAUUUUUGAGACACCUGCAGGGGUAUAUUGUGCAAACAGAAAACCGACAAAGAAGAUGGCGGGGAUAGUUGAUUCUAAGGCUUACCAUUACCGACUGGAAACCGUGUCGGAGUACGAUGGGAACGUUCAAACCAGCAUAGUAUAUUACAAUGAGAACUACAAGCUUGUGCGGUAUGACUACAAAAAUCUAGCCAACCUACCACCCACUUAUUCCCAGAACCCCCUCUCUGAGAUACACGAUUACAACGCAGGUGUUCGGUAUAUUAAGGAUCUUGUGAUCGGUAACUGUUCAGUACUUCCUCUGAGUAAUGGUUCCAUAGACAGCGUAGAAUCACAUGAAACCUUUUACGGGAACGGAACUGAGAAAUCCGGAUAUUCACUCCAUAUGAAGAACCCACUUCAGUUUCUAAAACUAGACACCAAUUAUGAUUAUGUUGGUCAGAGGCGUUGUCGUGGUAAUGCCAUGUGCGAUGUUUUCAGUGGUAUUCGAUCUGAUUACCUAGACACUAAUGGGUUCAUUAAGAAUGCUACUUAUGACUAUUACUUUCUCUCAGAAGAUUUUUCGGAGAUUUCAAUAGAUAGUUCUAGUUAUGACCCUGCCGAUGUACCAUAUCAACUACUGGUCACACUUCUAGGUACGGACGGUUCCCCACAGUACUCUGUGACCUAUAACUUUGUGGACUACGUGUUCGAGGACCAAGACAUCAGUUUGUUCGAUGUGUCUUCUUGUUACUCUUCAGCAGCAAACCUACAGUUCCAAGUCAGAAUACCCGGAGUCUUCUACAAAACAGACGAGAACCUGAUGAAAAUCAAGGCCCAGGCAAAGUUUGCUGAGAUGCUUCAGGUGUCAUACAUUCGAGUACAGGACGUACGCCUAGAUUAUGAUAACUCCAAUGUGUACAUAUCAGCUACUGUCCUGGACAGGACACCAGCAUCAGCUCAGUUUACGUACAUACCGGGAAAAGAGCUCAGCAGAUCUGGUGACCAGGUAUACAGCAAUAUCCUCAGUCCUCAGGACUGUGCUAAAAACUGCAUCACUAAUUAUGAUUUUACCUGCAACAGCUUUGAGUUCUGUCCCGUUGGUACCGGAAAUUGUAGACUGAACAGACGACACAAAGAAGAUGGGACAGUAUCACUUUCAUCAAGCCAGUGCGAUCAUUACUCAAGAAAUAUAAAUGGACCCACAGUCCAAGAAACACCUGUAGAUGAGGCAUAUGAUAAAUUGAAGACGGCUGUUUAUCAAAAGAAAUUCAGACUUCAAAUCUUCGGGCAACAGACCUUUGACUCCUAUGCAGUAGACAUUAGAAUCUUAUUUGGUUGGAUGGAAAACGUAUCGUUACCCUCUAUAACAGGACAAUUUUCCUACGGAUUAGAAAUAGUGGAUCCAGCCACACAAAAUGUUAUAGCCUCUAAUGUUUGGUACGAUAUGACUUACGGAUUGGUAAGGUUUGAUCUGACGAAUACAGAGCCCACUCCGCCAUUUUACACCACGAAUCCCACCACCACCAUAGAAGAUUUCAAUACAGGUAUAGCAUACACAAUUGAUCGGACUCUUGGAAACUGUUCCGUCAACUCUAUACAGCUUGGAUCCUUUGGAACCGAACAAGACAAAUCGGCUCUGAUGAGGAAUGGAGCGUUUGUAAUAAAGAUGAAGGGACCACUCGAUAUAUUCUCCCUAAACGAGUCAUACCGAUGGGCUGGACAAAGAACAGUACGGGGUAUGCUUUGUGACGUGUUUGAAGCGCAAACCACGGACUUUAAAGUCCCAUCCAUCACACAAACAUUCACCAGUGUUCUGCAGUUCUUUUUCAUGACGGACAGCUGGUCACAAACCUCUGAUACAGAUCCCAAUCCAGUAAACUCAGAGCCCGUCAAACUGACUAUAUCUUCAGCAGAGGUUGGACUCUUCAUGACUUAUAAUUUCUACAACUUUAAUGAACAAGACCCGGAUUUGAAGAAUUUUGAUAUCACGCCAUGCUUCACUGCGGACAAACAAGAAAACUUUGUCAUGGUAUUCAAUGGUAGUUAUCAUCCUUACUUAGACACCAAUCUUAAAACCUUUGAGAAGGCGGUCAGAAUUAUGAUGGCGGAAUCAUCUAAAGCUUCACCUCUAAGGUUUCAAAACUUGGAGGUUUCUUACGAUAGCUACGCGCCAUACACAUUUCUUAUCGGAACGCUUGUUGAUCCAGCUCCAAGCAUUGAUGAUUUUACACUAACUGAAAAAGGCAUGCAUCCGCCAAAGAGCGCUACCACAAUCUCCAAGAUUACGUCAGCGGCAGCGUGUGCCAAUAAGUGUCGGCAAAAUCAGAAUUUCCUCUGCCAAGGAUUCUACUUCUGUGUUUCUAGCUCAGCAUGUGUAAUCAGUCAAUCUCACGUCGACUCCGGUCCUUUAAUCUACACUGCAUUAUCAUGUGACCAUUACUCAAAAACCGUCAAUUCUACAAUCGCUGUUCAGCCUUCCGUCGAUGAAGCUCUUUCCAGAAUCUCAAACGCGGUGUAUGGUGGAGAAUACCAAUUCCCCGUUAGUUAUGGGACAUCUGUCUACAACUAUAAUGCAACAAUGGUCCGAACUAGUGUUUUAAGAAAUGGAAGACCAAACGAGUCAAAUCUACUACUAACACAUUUCUACAUAUAUAGACAAUACUUUAUUUCUACUAACACGGACACGUCGUUUAGCGGAAUUUCGGUGGAGGACUGCGCGAGGCGCUGUAUAUCGAACUUGGAAUAUGAAUGUCUCUCCUUCAGUUACUGCUUCGAUCUCGGGGAUUGCUUUCUUAGUCAUAUUCACGCCGAUAACUCGUCUGGUAUAGUCCAACGUCAAGAAUUCUGUGAUUUGUACUCACGUUACUUCUUGGAUCAGUACACAAUAUCGUCUGGAAUGACGUAUUCUGUUAAAGCAGACGCAGCCAUUCCCAAAGUACCCACAGCAAACCUGUGUGCUAAAGUGUGUUCACAGUAUACCAAAUUCCCCUGCAAGUCUUUUGAAUACUGUACAAGCACAAAUAACUGUCUUCUGUUUAAGUUACAUGAGCUCGAUCUGGAGGCCACAGCAGCUUCAACAAGUCUAACAUGUAGUUUCUAUAGUAGAAACUUUAUUCAUGAUUUCAAAUUAUUGCAAAGAAAGACAAUGACAUUUGAAAAUGUGUUGGAGUUUUCGAAUGUAUCAAGUUCUCAAUGUGCCAAAUUGUGUGUGGAACAAGAAGGAUCAGCUUGUAGAAGCUUUGCCUACUGUAAUAUGAUGUCAUUAUGUAGACUGACGUCAUCCCAUCCAAGACAAACUGGGAACUCUGUGUCCCAGAGUGACACUUGUGACUUAUAUUCCAGGAGAUUCUACAAUCCGUCCUCCUAUUCUGGGCCAAGUUUCAGCAAAGCUCAAAUUUCCACAAGAAGCCAAGCCAAUGGAUACAGUCCAGGAGCGAUGGCGGCCGUUGCCCUUUGCCUCUUCAUCGCUGGAUUAGCUAUCGGAAUAUUAGGACUUUAUUUUUAUAAUUAUAGAAAAGCAAUCAAAUCAGGUGACAAUAUUGAUCUAGUAGAACAAUAUGGAAAUAAUCCAAAUUAUGAUUAUAUACAAUCUGAAUCGGAAAACAAUAUUGAAAAUACUCCAGAGGAAGAUGCCGAUUCAUAACAUGGGAUCAAAUGACCUAAUUUCUCCUAGGAAACCGAUGGAAGGGUCUCUUCGUAUGGGUGUCAUAUGAGUGAACGAAAUCUCAACCGUUGUAGAAGGAUGGAAAGAAUGAGUAAAUGUAUAAUGAGUAAAUGAUAAUAACAUAUUUAUGACAUGCAUGUACAUUGUUAAA
This is a messenger RNA of Saccostrea cuccullata (small rock oyster), 4667 nucleotides long. RefSeq lists its product as uncharacterized. The record is from RefSeq and is a predicted model, not a curated record. Bases 182 to 4495 code for a protein of 1437 amino acids. Lineage: Eukaryota; Metazoa; Mollusca; Bivalvia; Ostreida; Ostreidae. The transcript is spliced from 31 exons.